AUCCUGAUCUGUCUUGAUCUGAUACCGGUCUCCGAGCAAAAGCAAGUCCAGAGUGAAUCAGGCCUGAUGGAUAUUGUGCUUCAGUGGACAAUUGAUCCUCGGUACAGUCGGCCUCGGACUAGCCCCACUGAAUCUUGUCGAACUGGGUUUGGAACUACAGACGUUGAUGAACAUUCAAAGACUGGUGCUACUGAACUAAGGCCGCCAAAUGAGCCUUAUCAAGCGCCUCGGAACGCACGGCAGGUGACAGUCGAGCCUUUGAAAACUUACACUUCAGAUUGUGGCAAACCUAGAGUUACAGGAAAAGGAAGGCGGUUCAGUGAUGAGCUAGGAAGCCAAAAGUUGACCACUUUGAUGACAACUGAGCGCCCGGAUUUAUUAACGCCCCCUUUGGAGACUCUAGUUUCUCCAGUACUCUCUAUUACGCACUCAAUCGAUGUGCAUACAGACAAUUCUUUAUUGAAGCCAAAUAUUGAGUCCUCUCAGAAAGCCGAUUCUAUCAAUACAUGCGAUUCUUGUAUCAAUGUUCUUAGUACUGAAAUGACAGAAGCGAUAGCCAAACAAUGCACUUAG
Molecule: messenger RNA, 573 nt
Organism: Protopolystoma xenopodis
Lineage: Eukaryota; Metazoa; Platyhelminthes; Monogenea; Polystomatidea; Polystomatidae
Source: the annotation of a GenBank genome assembly